UAAACAGAGUACACACACAAAUUGGUUAAACCCUCACUCGCACUUUUCUCUCUCAUUUCACUCUCGUUCCAUUUCCUAAAACCCUACCACUCAAUCACCUCCAUGGCCGCCUCCAAUUCGAUUCGCCUCCGUCGCACCCUCAGGGCUAUCUCCUCCCUCCACCGCUCCUUCUCCUCCUCAGCCGCCUCCUCUGCGCCACCAAUUUCCCUCGCCGUUCGCCGCGCCCUUCCCUCAGCUCCACCAGCACCAGCACCUUGGCUGUCCCGUUCAUUCAGGUCGUCGUCCAUAUCGCUUUGGUCGAACCGAUCAUCAUCGGUGUCUAACAUCCCCGACGAGAUUGGCCCCGACGAUAUACUGUUCGAGGGCUGCGACUACCACCACUGGCUCUUCGUCAUGGACUUCCCCAAAGACAACAAACCCUCCCCCGAAGAAAUGGUUCGCACCUACGAGGAGACUUGUGCCAAGGGUCUCGGCAUCAGUGUGGAGGAGGCAAAGCAGAAAAUCUACGCCUGCAGUACCACUACCUACACUGGCUUUCAAGCUGUUAUGUCUGAAGAAGAAUCCAAGAAAUUUGAAAAUCUUCCUGGAGUCAUCUUUGUGCUCCCAGAUUCCUAUAUUGAUCCUGUGAACAAGGAAUAUGGAGGAGAUAAGUACAUCAAUGGAACAAUUAUCCCUAGGCCUCCACCGAUACAAUAUGGAAGAAACACAGGAAGACGUCCUCGCCAAGAUAAUCAAAUGUCAAACCGUCAGGGAAAUCCCUCCUACAAUAAUAGGGGGCCUAUGCAAGGGGAUGGAAGGAACUAUGGCCCUUCACAGAGUUAUCCACCCCAACAGAACUAUGGUCAAGCGUCACAGAAUUAUCCACCCCAACAGAACUAUGGUCAAGCGUCACAGAACUAUCCACCCCAACGGAAUUCUGGUCAACCACCACAGAACUAUCCUCCGCAGCAGAAUUAUGGUCAACCAUCACAGAACUAUGCUCCCCAACAGAACUACAGCCAAGCUCCGCAGAACUACCCUUCCCAAAAGAAUUAUGGCCAAUCACCAGAGAGUUAUCCUCCCCAACAGAAUUUUGGUCAAGCACCACAAAAUCAUCCACAGCAACAAACCUAUGGUUCUGCUUCACAGCAAAGAUAUGGCCCUGCAUCGCCACAAUAUCCGCAGCAGCAGAGCUAUGGAUCACCAGGACAAGGAGAUGGUAGAAAUUAUGUGCCACAGCAAAACUUUGGACCACCAGGACAAGGAGAAAGAAGAGACCCGGUGCCUCGUGAUUCGGCCCUACGUAAUGAUACUUUUACCCCAUCAUACAUGAACAUGAAGGAUUUCAAGCCAAGCUACAUGCAGGAAUUUGAAAAUUUUGAGCAGGGUAACUAUCCUCCCAAAGAACAGGCUGGGUCCCAACAAAGAAAUCCAACCCCUGGCCAUGACAAUUUUACUGGAGAGGGAAGAUACUAAUAGAAAUCUCAGACAUGGUGGCGGAUUAUGUUGAAGUUACCAGAUGCACUCUUAGCUGAUUGAAUGUCGCUGCCAUUGUGGUGGACAAUUUAAUAUUUUUGAUCUGUCAAUGUAUAUCUUUGUCUACGUUAUGAUCUCUGUUUUAGUGACAAUUGAAUGUGGCAUAUAGAACUUGUAGUGGCUGGUCUUAUGAGCAUGGUUGAACUGAAUUCCAUGUGUGGUUUUCUUUCUCUUGUUCA
Messenger RNA from Arachis duranensis, 1694 nucleotides. RefSeq names its product multiple organellar RNA editing factor 1, mitochondrial. The record is from RefSeq and is a predicted model, not a curated record. Gene Ontology annotation, cellular component: mitochondrion. The transcript is spliced from 5 exons. Gene Ontology annotation, biological process: mitochondrial mRNA modification; cytidine to uridine editing. NCBI's taxonomy places the organism in Eukaryota, Viridiplantae, Streptophyta, Magnoliopsida, Fabales, Fabaceae. Bases 103 to 1455 code for a protein of 450 amino acids.